AUGGGAGUACGCAAAGUCCUGCAGAUCUUGUCGCUAUUAUUGUUGGGAAAGUCGAAGGAGAGCCCAGCCUCGGGGACCUCUAGCUCAAACAGGACUCGCUCCGAGCGGGGCUCUGGGAGCACUAUAUCCUCAGAUUUAUCGCAUAGACCUUGGCCCUGGCACAGGUCAAAUGAGUCUGGUCCUUCUGCACAGUCAGACUCGUCAAUUUACAUCCGCCACGCACCAGCGACAAAGCGGUGGAAGCGGCUGAUAUCUCACAUCAGGUUCCGUCACGUCUUGAUGGGUUUGAUCACAAUCAGUGUUGUCUUUUCUUGUUGCACAGCUGUUGGACUUCGAAACAUUUACCUCCUGUCAUUAUCCUACAGCAAUAGCAAUGAAGCGCGUCAGAAUAAUGUUUUGGUUGCUCUUGAAUCUGCCGUCGGUAACGCAACUAAUUCCCUGGAAGUCCGUGUGGGGUUCAUAGGCAUUUGUGUGAACUUGCCCUUGGGGUGGACAUGCUCGUCAAAUGCCAGAACCGUGGCCAAUAGAGCCUCCGAACUAUCAAUGAGCAGCCAAAGGAACGAAUCAGAGUCAUAUGAUCAGCUUGGUCUGAUUGAUGUUGGCAGGAAAUUUAGGGAUGAGGUUAUGUUCGAUGGACUCCUGUUCGUGGCUAUAGGCUGCAGUCUGAUCGCCUUUUGCUUGUUGUACACCUUCUCGCCUGCACAUUUGGGCGAUGAUUUAGAAACACCGGAAAUAUAUGAGCAGUCUUCCAAUAGCGAGAGGAGAGACGCUCGGGGACGUGCCAUUAAAAGAAAACAUCCAGUACCCGUCAUACGGCAGAUGGUACUUUGGUUCACCUUGGUCGCCGCUGUCAUGUCAUUGCUUUCGGUGUUCUGGCAGCACUUGGGGAGCGCAGGAGUGGCAACCAUGAUAAGAGUUCUAGCGGCCGGAGAAAUCAAGACACAUCUUGGUUCUGUCUCAAUGGGGCUAGGCUGGACCACGGUGGUAAUUAAUGCUGCUGUUUUCCUGGGGUGGCUACUCAUGAUCCUCAGCAUUAGGAUCUUGUCGCAAUUAUCGGAUUAG
Diaporthe batatas is the source of this 1062-nucleotide messenger RNA. RefSeq lists its product as uncharacterized. Bases 1 to 1062 code for a protein of 353 amino acids. The record is from RefSeq and is a predicted model, not a curated record. Gene Ontology annotation, cellular component: membrane; mating projection tip. The transcript has 3 exons. NCBI's taxonomy places the organism in Eukaryota, Fungi, Ascomycota, Sordariomycetes, Diaporthales, Diaporthaceae. Gene Ontology annotation, biological process: conjugation with cellular fusion.